Messenger RNA from Myxocyprinus asiaticus (Chinese sucker), 5875 nucleotides. Its product is annotated as protein IMPACT-B-like. Gene Ontology annotation, molecular function: protein binding. Bases 87 to 1049 code for a protein of 320 amino acids. The record is from RefSeq and is a predicted model, not a curated record. The transcript has 12 exons. Gene Ontology annotation, biological process: regulation of translational initiation. Gene Ontology annotation, cellular component: cytoplasm. NCBI's taxonomy places the organism in Eukaryota, Metazoa, Chordata, Actinopteri, Cypriniformes, Catostomidae.
AUGAACUGUGCUUGAGUUGUGUUUAGACUUUCUUCCUGUAAGAUCACAUUUCAUCACAGGAACUUUUGUGAUGUGUGUGAUAUUAGAUGGAUACAUCAGAAGAACAUAACAGUGAUCUACAGUCACAGAUAGAGGAGAUUGAAGCUCUGUCCUCCAUCUAUGGUGAUGAAUGGUGUGUCAUUGAUGAAGCUGCAAGAAUAUUUUGCAUCAAAGUAUCAGAUGAUACCCAACAGCCCAAAUGGACAGUCUGUUUACAGAUCAUACUUACACCAGAUUACCCGAGCUCAGCACCUCCAAUAUAUCAAAUAAAUGCCACCUGGCUCAGAGGACAAGACAGAAUGUCUCUGUCAAACAGUUUAGAGGAACUGUAUGUAGAGAAUGCAGGAGAGAGUAUUCUGUACCUCUGGGUGGAAAAAAUUAGAGAAUUCCUGGUGGAAAAAUCGCUAAGCGAAGCAACGGACGGCCCAGAUACGGGCAAGACAAUGACAACAGAAGAAGAAGGUCAAGACUACGGCGAAGACGAUCUUCCUGAUUACAACAUGCUGAAAAUUGGUACCAGCCAAUCAGCUUACCUCUUUUCCAACGUGUCAGAUGAUGAAGAGUUGCCACCGAUUAAACAUGGGGAGCCUAUCACAGAUCGACGGAGCACGUUCCAACCUCACUUAGCACCAGUGGUGACUCCUAAACAGGUUCAAUUGGUUCUGAACAAGUUGUAUGAAAACAAGAAGAUUGCAAGUGCCACUCACAAUAUCUAUGCAUACAGGAUAUACUGUGAGGAUAAAAACUCUUUCCUGCAGGACUGUGAGGACGAUGGAGAAACGGCUGCAGGCGGGCGAUUGCUCCAUCUUCUGCAGAUCCUGGAUGUUCGCAAUGUGCUAGUGGUGGUUUCUCGAUGGUAUGGUGGGAUUCUGCUGGGCCCCGACCGUUUCAAACACAUCAACAACUGUGCCAGGAAUAUACUCAUUCAAGAGGGCUACACGGACACCUCAGAGGAAGCUUCCAAAGCUGGAGGGAAGAACAAAAGAUCUAAAAGCAAAAAGGCAAAGUGAAAAACAGCCUCCCACCUGGAACAGACAGUUUUUGCUACACUUCAUCCUCUAUCAGAGCAUCUUGUGAGGAGAGAUUGUCAAGCCUUGAGGAGAACUGGGGACUAUGAAUGCAUAACGCUGAAGGAGGCUUACGAAUAAAAUAAAUGGAAAUUUCCUACAACUGUGUAAGGCUUUCAAGACAUCUGGAAUAGCAUUAACCGAACAGUUCUAGAAAUGAAAAUUAAUUCGAGCUAAAUUGAAUUCGCUGAGAAUCUCCACCUCCAGUGAGCUGUUAACUCGAGAACUGGAUCUUUCCGAUUCGUGAAUGAAUCAUUCUUUUGAGUCGGUUCUUUUAAAUUAACGAGUUGAUCUAGUUCACAAAUCAGAAUGAUGGCUGCAAUGGUUCUCGAGUCAACAGUUCACAAGAGGAGUAGAUUAUACAGUAAGUAAAUAGUGACUUAAAUUUUGGUCUGUUCCAUACAAAAUGCAUCAUGUAACUUCAGAAGACUCCGAAUAUAGUGCACAAGUCGUUUGGACUUUUAUGGUGCCUUUUAGUACUUUUUGUAGCUUGACAAACAUGGUUAUUGUAUGUAUAAAGAGGAGUGUGAAAUUGAUCCUUUUGUGUUCCAGAGAGAUAGCAAACAGGUUUGGAAUGGCAUGAAAGUGAGCAAAUAAUAAUAUAGUUUAAAGUCAACUUUCAAGUCAACAACCACAGAUGGAUUUUAUAUGUAAUGACUGAGUUUUUGGUCUGUUGGUGCACAUUUGGUUGCAGUAUUUUGUCUUAUGAAUAAAGAUUUUUAUGAAUUACAAAUUGAUUUGCAAAUGAGCGUUGGAGCCUUGCCUGAAGCCACAAGGACAAACGGGUGUGAAACGGGUAAUAAGUAGCACUGACAUUCAUCAGCGACCUUUGACCCUUUCUCCGGUGUAAUGAUGCUCUAAUAAUUUAAUUUGAUAAAGCCUGACAAAAGUAAUUUGGCCAUUUCCGCAAAGCGUCGUACCAGCAUGUCCAUUUGAUAAUACUCUAUGGCAAAUGUCAACGCAAAAUGGGUCAUAAUACUAUGGUAGAAUGUCGUCUUCAUGUUUGACUGUCAAACGUCCAUUAUGGCUGUCCAUUUAAUCCCCCGUUGCACACCAAUAUUGUGCUUUUGCUCAUUCUUACCCAUUUGAAUAUUGCAUGCAGUUAUUUUACUAAUCAAACUUUGCAGGGUGAAAGACCACCACUACCUGAUGAGUUUUGCCACUUUAUGAUUCGCAUGCUAAUCGUCCUUAAUGAGCUCAUGUGAGAAUAUCACGGAUUGUUUUGGCGCUUAUGACCAUGGGAGAACAGUUCAGAUGAAUUUGAAUAUCGAGUUGGAAUCUAUUUCAAGCCAAAAUUUCCUGUAAUUUCUCAGAUUAGGGACUGAGAAUGAGUCCGGAUAUGCCCAAAACUUGCUUAUUUAGUUCUUUUGAGCAGCCAGAGGACCAUUAAAACAACCUGCCUAUUAAAGACUGGUGUGUCUUUGCAUAGCCUAACUGCAGCUUUUAUAAAUAUUCAGUUAUCGUAGUGACUGUGAUUUAAAAGACACUUUUUUUUUUUGUUAUGCCACUCCAGAACAAUAACACCCAAGUAAACAGAUUUCCACAGCACAAGCAUCAGCAAAAGGUUAGGAGACAUAAGAGAGUAGUUGUCAUUGUGGAACGAGAGAAUAGAAAACUGGACGUUUUGGCUCACUAUAUAGAAAUCUACAUAGUGAAUGUCACAUACAGUACAAGUAGUUUGCAAUAUCAGGAAAGAAUGAGCACAAAUUAGUGUAUUCGUACAGAGCUCCUGACAAGAUUGCGGACUUUGUUACAUACAUUGUUCGUUACAUAUGCAUCAUGUCCCAAAUGAUGAUGAGAUGUGUUCUGGAAAUGAAUAUGAAUGUGGUUUGGAUACGUUUUGUAAACAGCAGAUUUUAUGUGGUUUUUUUGGGGGGGUUUUUGUCUGAACAAAGACUGUAGGGCAAGUGUCAAUGCAAAACGACCUGUAAUAGUGUGGGAGAAUGUUGCCAAUAGUUCAAGGAAUAUUCCACAUUCAAUACAAGUUAAGCUCAGUUGACAGCAUUUGUGGCAUAAUGUUGAUUACCACAAAAAUUCAUUUUCGACUCGUCCCUCCUUUUCUUUAAAAAAGCAAAGAUCGAGGUUACAGUGAGGCACUUACAAUGGAUGUGAAUGGGGCCAGUUUUUGGAGGGGUUAGAGGCACAAAUGUGAAUCUUAUUAUUUAAAAAAAGCACUUACAUUAAUUUUUCUUUUAAAACUUGUGUGUUGUAUGAGCUGUAAAGUUGUUAAAAUUGUCACUUUUAUGGUUUUACGGCGUUAUGCCGUCAUGGCAACGAAGUUGUCAAAUUGGCGAUAACUUUACCCAGAAAAGGAUAGGAGGUGAUUUUAUCACACUAAAAUCGUGUUAAAACGCAUAUUGUUUAUGUCUUGUGGCUAUAACUUUGAAACCGUUUUAACGUUUAUGGAUUGGCCCCAUUCACCUCCAUUGUUAGUGCCUCACUGUAACCCAGAUUUGGGCUUUUACAGGGCGGACAAGGCGAAAUUUAUAUUUGUGGUAAUCAGCAUCAUGCCACAAAAGCUGUCGAUUGAGCUUAACUUGUAUUUAACCCAGAAUAUUCCUUUAUUUUCAUUGCUUUAUUCACAAGGCAUUCUUUGCAAACUAGCUGGGUUGUGCAAUAAUGUUCCUAAAUGAUUUCACGUCUUUGCCCAACCCUUGAAUCUCGAAACGGUUGCAACAUUUAUGAAUUAUUCUUUGGCAUUGACUCAUCCGGACAAGGUUUUCAAGUACUUUUUAACAUCUAACCUUAGUUCCGCUCUCUCUUGCACACACACACACAUAUCAUUGCUGUCUUCCAUCUUAAAUUCCUCUGGGCCUUUGACAUUCUGGCCCCUCUCCACUCUCCAGCGCAAGUCAUUGCCUACUCGCUUUCAUCCUCCUUGCAUGCAUCUAUUCCCUUUUCUCUGGCCUAUUCUUUCAUGCCUGCCUCUCUCGCUCCCUGUGUUCUAUCGCUAUUUCCUUUCGAUGAAUAUUAACGCACCUUUUGACUGUCAGCACCAACACUUUCACAUCCAAUUGCUUGCUUCGACUCGAGAGGUAUUGCUAAACAUUUUCAGGGACUUGUUGUGGCACUUGUUUCUGUUGUGGCACGCUCUCUAUCUGCAAGGAUAAAUGCGGCUUGCAUGGAAAACUUGCUCAGGGACCGUUUGGCAUCUCAUCUGUGCUCCGACUAACCAAUGUCUUUUAUUUUGGGCCACAGUAUUAAGGUAGUGGAGAUGAUGACAAAUUGCCCAAAGGACAACUGUUACGUUAUAGCUGAUACCAUUUCUGGCGAGAAAUCAAGCUAAACUUACCAUGCUGUGCAUUGCUGCUUUUUAAAUUGCCAAAACCAAAUCUUGGACGUGCAAAUUGUCGAUUUGAUGGCCAAACUGUCCCUGAGCUAAAAAGAUCUCAUAUGUGCUCUGAUUAACUGAUGUCUCUUAUUUUGUCCACGGUAACAACAGUUUGCCCAAAGGAUAACUGUGUUACAUUAUGGCUAAUGUCAUUUUUGGAGAGGAAUCAAGUUAAGCUUAGCUACAAAUAACUGUAGAGUACAUCAGAUAUACCAUGCAUUGGUGUAUUUUAAGUAGCUCUGACAUGCUGAUUGUCAAUUUGACUGUCAAACAGUCCCUAAGCAAAAUUUUGCUCUGACUAACAGUAUUUUGGAUGAGUAUUCACGCUAAAUUUGGCUGUAAAGUACAUUAGCAAACACCAUGUUAUGUUUCAGUAGUCUGAACUCUGACAUGCUAAUAGUCAAUAUUGAACUUUACAGCCAACUUGACCAGCUAAUCUUCAUUCAUACAAAGACGCUAAGAUAGAGCCAUUUGCAUUGUGGACAAGAAACCUUCCCUUCUGUACAUUGGCUGACAACAAUAUCAACUAAUAAUAUUAAUCGUGGGAGAAAUCAAAUCUGCAAAUAAGCGCUCCUCUGUUGAGGCCUUGAGAAACAUAAAGACUGGAAUAGUAUGGUAAUGCAUGUUGUUUUAUGUUCUGAAGUGGCUUUGGGAUACUGCUCCUGUUGUUUGUACAAAUAUGGGUCAAGGCUCUUCAUCUAUGGAGAUCAAACAUCAGAAGGGUGCAGCCGAAAGCUUGUUUCAUAAGAGUCUCUCCUAUUUCUUUAGAAGGUGAGAGAGCAGAUCCCUGUUCAAAUGAGUUGUAGCUGCCGCUUUGGGCUUUUGGAUUAUGGGGGUUCUUCCACAGCAAGAAUAAUAACUUGAUUUCUAAAUAAAGGCACUUAGCUGCUUUCUCCAGUUAUCUUCUCUUGGCACCUUUGUGUAUGCUCAGAGUCAAAAUGCUUUACUGCGUGCUGUCUCUGCCCAUUAGCAACACGUAACAUGUUAAACUGAAACAAGGUUAGGGUGAGGGUUGGGUAUGGGUUAGGGUUCUACCAUGGUUGUUUGGACAUUGUAUUAUUACGAUGUUUUUUUUUUUUAACAUGGUACCAUAGUACAACAAUAUAUUACAUGGUUAUAUAUAUAUAUAUAUAUAUAUAUACGUUUUCCCAUGUUAACAUGGGAACCUAUGGUUAUUUGCUUUUAUUUUGUCAUAAUGUUUUAUUAUAUUAAUUUUAGCCAGCAUUAAGUUGUUGCAUUAACUAUUGGUGACGUUUUUUAGAAAGGCUGCAUUACCUACAACAGUAGUGGAGCAAUUGAUUGCAUUAUUUGACUUAUUAUUUGAUCAUCAAGAUAAACUGCAAAGAAUUGUUUUCUUUGUAAUUAUGUGUUUUAAGAAAUUAAAUGCAAAUUAAAUUAUGCUUGUUUUAAGAUUUGGCAAGAAUAUGAGGAUGCUCUU